Molecule: messenger RNA, 4388 nt
Organism: Lytechinus pictus (painted urchin)
Lineage: Eukaryota; Metazoa; Echinodermata; Echinoidea; Temnopleuroida; Toxopneustidae
Product: ABC transporter G family member 20-like
Exons: 21
Coding region: 173-2419 (748 amino acids)
Biological process (GO): transmembrane transport
Cellular component (GO): ATP-binding cassette (ABC) transporter complex; membrane
Molecular function (GO): ABC-type transporter activity; ATP hydrolysis activity; ATP binding
Source: RefSeq, a predicted model, not a curated record
AAGGUAAAGUGUGUUUCAGUCAAGAAACUCAGUGGCUUUCUAUCCUUAACGGCUGCUGUAGGAAUCCGGAAGAUCAGGAAUAGCUUCGUGCAGAGGCAAGCGAAUUGAGAGACAGGAAUUAAAACUACGUCCAGCUUCAUUCUCGGACCAGUAUUCAUGACAACUCGGCACCAUGGAUGAUAUAGGAACUCACGCCAUCGAGUGUUACAACCUGAGCAAGCAUUAUGGGAGAGGGAAGGGCAAAUUGCAAGUAUUGCAGAACCUGGAGAUGAAAGUACCAAAAGGAAAGAUUUACGGUCUCCUCGGACCCAGCGGAUGCGGGAAGACCACACUCCUCCGAUGUUGCUUGGGCCAAUUGAGCAAAGACAGCGGUUUGGUACUGACCCUUGGUCGACCACCACUUACUCGAGGACACGGCAUCCCAGGCAGUCGUGUUGGCUACAUGCCCCAGGAUCUUGCUCUGUAUGGUGAAUUCACAAUCAAAGAAAUGUUGAUCUACUUCGCCACCUUACACAAGAUGAGCCGGAAGGAUGCCAAUGCCAGGAUCGAUUUCUUAUUGGAUCUUCUUAACCUGCCCUUUAGGAACAGAAUGGUAGCAUAUCUCAGUGGGGGUCAGAAGAGGAGAGUGUCCUUUGCUGUAGCCUUGAUCCAGUCGCCUGAACUUCUUAUUCUAGAUGAACCAACUGUCGGGGUUGACCCACUUCUUCGACAGAAGAUUUGGGAGUAUCUACUACAAUUUGCACAGACUGGGCAAACGACCAUCAUUCUCACUACACAUUACAUCGAGGAGGCCAGAAAUGCUGACGUGGUUGGGCUGAUGAGGAACGGGAAACUCCUGGCCGAGGAAGAUCCCCAAGUCCUGAUAAGCACUUACAACUUCCCGACGCUCGAAGAAGUCUUCUUGAAGCUGUGUAUGGCGGAUAUAGAAGGGGAUGAUGAUGAGCACGACAUUCCGAGCAGCGUGCGCGCAGCGAGCAUCUCCGAAGUCAACGAGAGGACACGCCUACUUUCAAAUGGUCAGGUGACACAAUACACCAAUCAGGUUUACGAAGACACACCCGCCGUGGUUGAACUGCCCAAUGGCAAAUCCAAUCAACAUGGAAGUGGUGACGAUGACGUAUUCGUUGAUGAGGAGGCAGUCAAGCCACGCCCUAAAGUGGGCGUGGUCCGGUCAUUGUCUGUCAUGACAACAAAGAGUGAAACUCCAGAAUAUCACUACGACAAGCCGCCGUUGAAAUACACCGAUAUUUUCCCAAGCCUUCUCAACAUGUGGGCACUGCUUGUCAAGGAUCUUCUGAAGCUGAUGAGAAAUCCAGGUCUAACCCUUUUCCAGUUCAUCCUCCCUGUGGUUGAAGUAUGCCUCUUCUAUCUAGCCAUCGGCGGUAAACUUCGGAACCUUGAUGUAGCCGUCAUCAACAACGAUCCCGACGGCCCAUUCAAUCUCAGUCAAAAGUUCCUUGCCCAAAUAGACGAUUCGAUGAUCAACCAGAAACCAGUUGACUCCUUGGAUGAAGCUAUAUCAGAUCUCCGGAACGGCAAAUAUUGGGGCGUUAUCGAUAUACCAGAGAAUUAUUCUUAUUACCUUAUUCAACGGCAAAUUGAGGGUAUUUCAGCUGAUAAUGCAACUCUAUGGGGAAGCACAGUGAGGGUCACAUUGGAUGCCACAAAUCAGCAGAUUGCAAUAUCUAUUCAGACUGGUUUAUUAGCUGCUUACGAGUCAUUCAUCGAAGUUGUUUUGAUCAGCCUAGCAUUAAACCCUGCUCUUGGCCAGAUACCGCUUGUAUUUCUUGAUCCAGUCUAUGGCGAACUUGAUGGACCAUUCACCUAUUUUAUGGCUGCUGGCGUUAUUAUUACGAUUAUAUUCUUCCACGCGGUUGCUUUGACCUCGAUGACCUUUGUUGUUGAGCGGAAAGAAGGUCUCCUCGAUAGAAUCUGGGUCUCGGGUGUUGGAUCGGGAGAAGUAAGCUUAGCUCAUGUGAUGACUCAGUUCCUCAUCAUAUCUGUUCAGAUAGCACUCGUACUUGUCUUCACAUUCGCUGUCUUUGAACUUCCAAACGAGGGCAGUUUAUUCCUGGUUAUCCUCAUGAUGAUGUUACAAGGGUUAUGUGGAAUGGCUCUUGGUCUUCUCAUCUCGGCCUUCUGUGACUCGGAAUCCACAGCUAUUCAACUCGCCCUCGGAUCUUUCUACCCCCUUCUUCUCCUCAGUGGUGUUGUGUGGCCAAUUGAAGCAAUGCCUGAGCCAUUGUAUUACAUCGCACUGGUAUUGCCGCAAACUUUAUCAGCAGAAGGAAUACGAGCAAUACUCGGAAGAGGUUGGGACAUGAGUUACUUUGAGGUGUGGAUCGGGUUUGUAGCCACUACGGCUUGGUGGCUGGUUCUCCUAACGUUAGCUACCAUCGUACUCCGAGUCAGAAGAUAAAUCUAUGUCAUCUGAAGCACGUUGUAGAGAGAGAGAGAGAGAGAGAGAUUUGGUUUAAAAGGCAGCUCAGCAGGGCCCCGUUUUACAAAGAGUUACGAUUGAUCCAAUCGAUCGUAACUCUAUGGAAAUCCAUCAGUGUCAUAUUUUUUUUCUACAGGGAACUUUCCUUAAAACUAAGAAAAUCACACUGAAUCUUCAAGAGAACGAUAAAUGUAUGAAUGUACAUCAUAUCUAGAAAAUAUUUUGAACAAGUUUGCAUUUUUAGAUGUUGACGUUGCUGGCCGUCCAUAUAUUUGUGAUUGAUCGGAUCGAUUGUAGCUCUUUGUAAGACGGGGCCCAGAAAUCAAGCACAAGUCCCCCAAAAAUACGCGUAUUUCAUUGCUUGAAAUCACAACUCUUUGUGCAACAUGCCCCUGCCCAAACCCUAUAUUCCAUGUUCAACCCCAACAUGCCAGAGAAUAUAUAAUUGUGUUUCUACCUUGUAAAUAGGUCUGGGUGUAAGUUGUAACCCUGGGGGACUUCAACAUGAGGUUACGUGGUUGACAUAUGGGACUCACGCAUGUCAUUAAUUUUAUCACUAUUUUAUGGAUACAUCUGAAUCUGUUAGUCCUUAAACCUUUUGCGCGCUGAUGUUGCAAUCUUGCACAUUCGCACAAUUAAAUUCAACAAUCGUAAUUAUUAGUUUUUUCCCCUCCCAUACCGUAUAAUUAGGACUGGGUGUAGUUGUAACCCUGGGGGACUUCAACAUGAGGUUACGUGGUUGACCUAUGGGACUCACGCAUGUCAUUAAUUUUAUCACUAUUCUAUGGAUGCAUCUGAAUGUGGGUGGAUUUGCAAAUAUAUAGGCCUAAUAAUAUAGGGCACUUGUAUAGCGCACAUAUCCAACUUUUAGGAUGCUCAAGAAUAUCCUUUAUUUUCUUAAUGAGAUUCUGAAAUAUAUUUGUAUUGGUGUCAUUUCGAAUUUAUAUAGAGUAUUUAUUGAAAUAAACAAAAAUUAUAUUGCUUAUCUGUUUAUCUUGAAUAAAAUGUGCAAUCAAUCAAUAAAAUGUGCUAAUCAUCAGGUUUUAUGACUUUUACGACUGUGAAAUUGCGACAUUGUUUUACCUUUAUUUUUCUACAUUUAAAUGCGAGCAGAUGUGGCAUAUCUAGGUAUGGCUAUCAAAUCAAAUUUCAAUUUAUCUCUUGUAUUUUAAUUAUCAUUUACAUUAUAGGAACUGCAGUAAUUCUCACAAGUGGCAUUUAUCAUCCAUUUCCGUAUGCACUCUCUGUAAAUAGCUUAUUACAUUUUGAUAUUUCUAUUUUUAACAAUUUAAGUCUAUAAUGGCGAUAGACUUCACAACAUUCCAUUUGUACGUUUGUAGAAAAUUGUCACGUAAUAUCAAUUCAAAUACAAUGCACUGAUAAAUUGCUCAGUGAUAAAAUACAAAUGUUUUCUGAUUAUUUGUUGGGUUAAGGCUAUGACACAAUUAUAAGCCAUGUAAAUCCUUGUCUUAUACAAUUUGAUCUGAUCUUCACAUUUUUUAUUCGCAGAUUGUCGUAUGGAUUGAGAGCUUUAUAAUGGAGAUAACAGAAUUGGAAGAAGUAUGGUUAGAACAAGUGACAACUCCUUGUAUAACGAAGUUUUAGUGAUCAUGGAAUUAUUAUUUUUUUUAAUCGCUUGGGCUUCUUUUUAAAAUUAAUUUGUUAUUAUUUGCAAGUGCUAUUGUUAUAAGCUACUGCAAUUGAAAUAUACAAUCUGGUUAGUCCAGAAUAUACUUACCAUGGAAUGCAUGCAUUGGUUAUUGGUUUUAUGAAACAAGGUCCUGUCUUUUCGAAGUUUCUGGAUUCGAAACCGCCUUGGCAAUGUUGGAAAGUCCUUGUCCAUAGACUACGCCGUCUUGAAAAGCUUGUCACUAUUUUCAUAUUGAUUAAUGAACGUGAAUAAAGAUUGAUAAAACAUAACGUAUCCGGCUGUGUUUUUUUAUCCAGG